Sorex fumeus (smoky shrew) is the source of this 2249-nucleotide messenger RNA. RefSeq names its product caspase 7 (gene CASP7). Gene Ontology annotation, cellular component: cytoplasm. The transcript has 7 exons. The record is from RefSeq and is a predicted model, not a curated record. Gene Ontology annotation, biological process: proteolysis; apoptotic process. The coding region runs from base 92 to 1012 and encodes 306 amino acids. NCBI's taxonomy places the organism in Eukaryota, Metazoa, Chordata, Mammalia, Eulipotyphla, Soricidae.
UUUCGCUUCGACACGGCGCAGAGUGACCGUCGGACGGCGCCGCUGCGCGGACCUGCUCGCCCCCUCCAACUGCCAGGACCCCCCGGGAACGAUGGCCGAUGACCAGGACCUCCCUGUGGACGAGGGAGCCGGGGACGCAGAGAGCACAGACGAAGACACGACAGACGCGAGGCCAGACCGCUCCUCUUUCGUAGCGUCAUUUUUCAAUAAGAAGAAGAAAAAUGCCCAGAAGGAGUCAGAGAAAGAUAACUCGGACCCAGAUGCUUCAUUUCGGUAUAACAUGAAUUUUGAGAAGUUGGGCAAGUGCAUCAUCAUCAACAACAAGAACUUUGAUAAAAACACAGGCAUGGACAUCCGGACGGGGACAGACAGAGAUGCCAAGGCCCUUCAUGACUGCUUCACCAACCUGGGUUUCGAGGUGAUCAUCAAGAACGACCUCACUUGCCAAGGAAUGGUGGAUCUGCUUCAGAAAGUGGCCGGAGAGGACCACAGGAAUUCAGCCUGCUUCGCCUGCAUCUUCCUCAGCCACGGAGAAGAGAACAUCAUUUUUGGGACCGAUGACAAGAUCCCCAUCAAGGAGCUGACAUCCUGUUUCAGAGGAGACAGGUGCAGGACACUUGUGGAGAAGCCCAAACUUUUCUUCAUUCAGGCCUGCCGGGGCACAGAGCUUGAUGAUGGGAUCCAGCCUGACUCGGGAACUGUCUAUGAAGAACCGACGCCCCGGUGCCGGCUGCCCCUGGAGGCCGACUUCCUCUACGCCUACUCCACAGUGCCAGGCUACUACUCAUGGCGGAACCCAGGCCAGGGCUCCUGGUUCGUGCAGGCCCUCUGCACCAUCCUGCAGGAGUAUGGGAAGAAACUGGAGAUCAUGCAGAUCCUCACCAGAGUCAACAACAUGGUGGCCAGGAACUUCGAGUCUAGGAACAGCAACCCGUACUACGACGAGAAGAAGCAGAUUCCCUCGGUGGUCUCCAUGCUCACUAAGGAGCUCUACUUCGGGAAGGCACCUUAAAACCGGCACGCUGUGGAGGGAUCCGUUGUUGACGAAUCAGAUCCUUGGGGGGCUGUUUUGGAAUGCUAGGAAACCUUCUAGGAAUUUAAGAGCCUUUAAUUUAAUUUUAGUUUCUGGGACUGUGCUGGUUCAACAGGAAAGAAACUUUCUGGUGCUGCCUUUGGUUUUUCAGAGAUUCUUAUUUCCUUAUACUGUAAUCCACGUGACACCUUUCUGGUGUUCUUCUCAAACUCAUUUCCAGUGUGUUUCUUUCUCCUUGAUGUCCUGCUUAGCACAUACAACAUACAUGACCUCUGUAGAUGACUCUUGGCCGUGUUCACUACCAACAGUGCUCUUGCUGGUUUACAGGCAGAGUCUGAUCUGCACCUGACAAAGAGUAUUCAGGGCUUAAUAAAAAGUGGCCUUCAUCUGCCUGAAGGUGACUAUUGCGUGAACUUUGAAUGGUUGGUCAUUGGCUGAGGGCAGAUUCCUGUGCAUGAAAACUCAAUAAGAUGGAGGGGCGGAGGGGGUGUCAGUAGGGAAUCAGUGAGUCGUGGAAGAUCAACCAGGACUGCAGAAGAAACCAUUCUCGGUGUUUCAGUGGAGGAGAUUGAAUAGAGCGACUUGCCUUAACACGGGGAAUGAAACACCCAAUAACAGGCAACCCUUAGCACCUGGUGUUGCUCUGGAGUGUGGUUCCCUGGGUGCAGGAGCUGGACAGAACUGUUGCCUAACUGUGCAGGUUAGGCAGUUGGGGAGGAAUCGCUGCUUCUGGCCCUCAAGCUCCCCGUGGUACCUCAUUGUCUAGAACCACCUGGCAGAGGGCAAGACCCCGGGGACAUGUGGCUUCCCGCGGUGCAGAGCAGAGCAAAGGCUUGAGAGGCAGGGGCUGGGGAGAGAUGGAUGGAAUGUAAAUAAUAAUGUGAAUCUGCAUGGUGCUACUCCCCUUGACCGUUAUUCAUCCAUUCUGUCGUUUAUUCAUGGAGCUGUCAGGGACUCUACACUUGGCCUUCUACAUGCAAAAUAAUGUCUUACCAAAUUUUUAAAAAUACCAGGAGCCUUAAAAAUUAUUCCAAGCCUUAUUCUGAAUAAAAACUCCGUUACCUCUGAUUCCAUACGUGGGGGAAAGUGUAUAUGGCAAAAAAAUUUGUGCUUCGUUUUCAAGGUGGGUAUUUGAAAUCUGGAUAAAUCGCUACUUUAUUUUUUUUCCCCAGUAACUGGUGUAUAAAAUAUUUAUACUUUAAAAUUAAAAGGUGGU